UUCCAUGUUUGUGUUGUGUUUAGCUGGGCAGUAAAGUAGGUAGCGUGUCUCAUCUCCCUGUGCAACAGUGUACACCUGGCAACACCAAUGCUACUUCGGAAACCCGCAUACUCCCUCUGCUGGCACACUAUUUUCACACCUUUGUUUUAGUGGCUAAAACUUUAGUGGCGGUUUGGAUUUGCGCCCUAACUUCACUUCAACACUUUUGGGGAAUGUUUGGAGGAAAUCUGUGAAAGAACUCCCGAGAGCAACAGCGCAUGCGCAGUGCUAAGCGAGUCGCCUUGGGAAGUCUUGUUUCUGAGCACCUGAUUCAACACUGACGAAUGUAACUGAGCGUAGCUGAAAUCACUCAGUCUUUACCAUGAUCUCAGCAACUGACCUGGAACAGCUGGCCGAGAUAGAGCUGCAGAAGGAAGAGGAGGAUCAGGGGCAAUUGUGCCCCUUUCCGCUGCCUAGUGGCAACGCUUGUCAAGACGCAUCACAUCCCUAUUAUGAUGUAGCAAGGCACGGCAUCCUACAAGUUACAGGUGAUGAUAAUUAUGGCAGAAAGCUGAUCAUCUUUAGCAGUUGCUGCAUGCCCCCGUCACAUCAGCUCAAUCACCAUCGACUGCUGGAGUAUAUGAAGUAUACGUUGGACCAGUAUGUUGAGAGUGACUACACAGUAGUUUACUUUCACUAUGGUUUGCGCAGCAUCAACAAACCCUCCCUGAGCUGGCUCCGAAACGCCUACAGGGAAUUUGACAGAAAAUACAAGAAGAAUCUUAAAGCCCUCUAUGUUGUCCACCCCACAAAUUUUAUCCGGAUCCUCUGGAACGUUUUCAAACCUCUUAUAAGCCACAAGUUUGGUAAGAAGUUAACCUAUGUGAACUAUCUGGCAGAGCUAAGAGAACACGUCAACUACGAGCAGCUCAUCAUCCCACAAGCUGUAUUAAGGCAUGAUGACGAGCUCCGUGUUGCUCUGAAAGGAGGAUCAGCUCUUCCAGCGAAGACUCCGCCCCCUAGACCUCCUCUGCCCACACAGCAGUUUGGCGUGAGCUUACAGUACAUUCGAGAGAGAAACAAUGGUGCAUUGAUUCCUUCUGUGAUGUCUCAAACUGUGUCCUACCUCAAACAGAACGGCCUAAAAACAGAAGGGAUCUUCCGAAGGUCAGUCAGAGUGCAGCUCAUCAAGGACAUCCAGAAACUCUAUAACCAGGGCAAGCCAGUUAGCUUUGAGCAGUACUCUGAUGUUCAUGUUCCUGCUGUGAUCUUGAAGACGUUUCUCCGGGAGCUGCCCGAGCCUCUACUCACCUUCACGUUAUAUAACCAGAUACAGGAUCUUACCACGGUGGAGAGCAGCUUGCGUGUCUCAAGGUGCAAGAGGAUUGUGGAGUCGCUUCCAGAGUACAACUUCAUCGUGGUCAAGUACCUCAUCUGUUUCCUGCAUAUGGUAUCUCAAGAGAGCAUCUUUAAUAAGAUGAGCUCCUCUAACCUGGCCUGUGUGUUUGGGGUGAACCUGGUGUGGCCUCGUCACGGCGGUGUGUCUCUGAGCGCCAUCGCACCGCUCAACAUUUUCACAGAGCUACUCAUCGAGCACUACGACGCCAUCUUUAGCUCCCACUGCCCUCCACAGCAGGUACUGCCCUGACUGCUCCACACCCUCCUACAGAGUGCGUCACACACUACUACUACUACUACUACAGCUCACAGCAGGAAGCCGAACAUCUGGCCUUGUUAUUAUCACUCGUACCACCGAUGAAGUAUCGACUCUCAGUGACCUGUGAAGUCAUGGGGCAAAAAACGUACACACUGUGUAAGCUUAGUGUACUGUGGACUAAAACACUAAGGCUGCGUAUUGUGUGUGAUACUUUAACACUAAAACACACAGAAGGGUUUUUUUUUUUAUUUUUUAUUUUUUAUGGUGAAUGUAUUUACGUCUGAGGGUCUCACAAGUCAGGUUUAGCAAACACACAGAGUUGUGUUACCACCGAUCUCUUUGGAUGUAUUAUACACGAAAAUGUUAAGAGACAUACUUCUACAGGGACAGCACACGUUAUGUUAAUGCCAUAUACGUUCCCUCUAUGCAUAUUCCUUCUAAAUAGCAUUAAUCAUAGUAUUGAUGUGAGGUAUAUGCGGCUCAAAAUGUCCUUUUUUUUUUUUUUUUUACGUACACACACACACGCGUCUUUAGCCAUGAACCCAGGACCACAUUGACUGUGUAAACACACAAAUCAAAGCAAAUUUCCAAAUUACAACUGCACUCAAGAUUGCCAUGGCAACCGUUCACCGGAGGCAGCAGAGAUCAUCUUGAAGGCGAAGGCGUGAAUCGUAUCAGCAUCGAACUGCGAUGAAAUAACACUAUUCCAGUUUUAUGCUUCACUGGACUUUUUAUUACAUUUUACAUUCCACUAAUGAGCUAUGUAGACCUGAUGUGUGUGUGACCCGAUGCCAGAUAAUCACUGUAUGAUAGCUGGCUGCUCAGUACUGAUCUUUAUUAUUCUCAUCCUUCAACAUUUAGUUCAUUAUUCUAACACCCUCUGCAUAUCUAGCACACACACUCGGGGUAAAAGUGCAACGAUGUGUCUAUACUGAGGUCAACGAUUCUUUAAAACCCUCCUGGAGCCACACACACACUGUUAUUUUCAGAUAUCAGGCAGAAUUUGAUGCUUAACAAGAAAAAGUGAAGUUUGUCUACAUGUAGGAUUUGUUACCAGGCUUAGUGCAAUUAGCAAUGGAAUUUAAUGGAAUCUAAUUCAAAUGUAGCUUAUCUGUAUACAUUUUUGUCUGGUUUUAUACUAAAUGAAUAUACCUGUACUAUUCUCUGAAUUGGCAAUGUUUUUAAUAAUGUGGGAUGUGUUGGGAGAUUUUUAUAGAUAAAGUCAAGAAAAUGAGGAAUACUUAAUGAAGUUUCUGAUAACAAAUACUCAUUUUAUACGCACGUUGUCCACGUCCAAAGAUGAUGUAAAUGUUCCUGCUUUGCGUGUGAACUUGAUGAAAAGGACCGGAGCGUCUCAGUCACAUGCUUUAAAAAGUGUGAAUGUGUUACACACACACACACACACACACACACAGAGCCUACAACACACUUAACAAGACUCUUGUUGAAUUUUCUCCAAUGUUUAUUAUUGAUUCAGUUUUCAAUAAGAACUUGGUACAAAAAAGUGUGACUACUCUUUACCAUUUACCAACUUCCAUCGAUCAACUUUGAAUGCAUCAUAAAGAAGAAAAAACUACAUUGGCAUAUGUAAGACAAACACUUUCCUAUACAUACUAUCCACUGGACAGUCCCCUUUCAUAACGACAAAGAAAUACCACUACUCUGACAGUCCGAAGACCUCCAUCUAACAGUAGCCUUGUUGCCUUUUCCAUUCCAGUAUUAUUUUUGCUACUUUUUCCCUCAUAGCAUACGGACACAUCACACAUUGCAAGCUAAAUGCAUAAUUGGCAAACAAUAAAAAAUUGUCGUGUUC
Molecule: messenger RNA, 3449 nt
Organism: Ictalurus punctatus (channel catfish)
Lineage: Eukaryota; Metazoa; Chordata; Actinopteri; Siluriformes; Ictaluridae
Product: rho GTPase-activating protein 8
Exons: 13
Coding region: 362-1627 (421 amino acids)
Biological process (GO): small GTPase-mediated signal transduction; negative regulation of endocytic recycling
Cellular component (GO): cytoplasm
Molecular function (GO): GTPase activator activity
Source: RefSeq, a predicted model, not a curated record